AUGUCGCUAUUGUUCAAUACCUUGCCAGCCACGGCCCGGGUAUCUCCUUCGCCUUUCAAGGUCGCUGUCGACAAAAGUCGGCUCACCGAGCUCGAAACCCUGAUCAGGCUAUCGAAGUUGGCUCCUCCUACAUUCGAGAACUCUCAAGUAGAUUCUCCAUAUGGCGUUACCACUCAUUGGUUGGUAGCCAUGCGGGAUCAGUGGCUGCGGUCUUACAAAUGGAAAACCUCUGAAGAUCGAAUCAACAGUUUCCCUCAGUGGACAACUGAAAUUGAAGAUCUGACGAUUCACUUUGUUGGCCUAUUCUCACGGAAGAAGGACGCCAUUCCCAUUUUGUUGAUUCAUGGGUGGCCCGGAAGUUUUUUGGAGUUUCUUCCUAUCCUAGAUCUUUUUCGGCAAGAGUAUACGCCAGACACUCUGCCAUAUCAUCUGAUUGUCCCUUCAAUUCCCGGCUUUACAUUCUCGUCUGGCCCUCCACUUGAUAGGAACUUCGACACAUCGGAUAUUGCCCGCGCGUUUGAUCACUUGAUGAAGGAUCUGGGGUUCGAGAGUGGAUAUGUUGCCCAAGGUGGUGACAUUGGAAGUCGCAUCGCUAGAACCUUGGCCGUUGAUUAUGAAAGCUGCAAAGUCAACGUGACAUUCAUGGGUCGACCUGAAGGCAUGACGGACGAAAAGUUGAAUGCGUUCGAGAUACAGGGCCUCGAGAGAUUCCAAAAUUUUCGAACCAUGGGGUGUGGUUAUUCAGUGGAGCAUGCGACUCGACCAAGUACUAUUGGUCAUGUUCUCGCAAGUAACCCGAUAUCCUUGCUAGCAUGGGUUGGUGAGAAGUUCCUGGAAUGGGUGGACGACCCUCUGACCCCAGAACACAUUCUCGAAUCUAUCACGCUGUAUUGGCUGACUGACACAAUUGCUCGUUCCAUUUAUAAUUAUCGCCAGGUGCGUCAAUUACCCCCCUCCCCUGUCGCGGCUGCGAAUGAACCACGUUGGUAUAUCAAAGUACCAUUUGGUUAUUCUGCUUUCCCCAAGGAGCUUGCACCACUCCCUCGCUCAUGGGUAGAAACGACCGGUAAUCUAGUUUACUGGAGUCAGCACCAGAAGGGUGGUCAUUUCGCUGCGCUUGAGCAACCAGAAGCCCUCAAAUCUGACCUGGUGGAAUUUGUGCAACAAGUCUGGCCGGAUAAAAACAGCAGCAAAUGA
Molecule: messenger RNA, 1197 nt
Organism: Penicillium manginii
Lineage: Eukaryota; Fungi; Ascomycota; Eurotiomycetes; Eurotiales; Aspergillaceae
Product: epoxide hydrolase family protein
Exons: 7
Coding region: 1-1197 (398 amino acids)
Biological process (GO): epoxide metabolic process
Molecular function (GO): epoxide hydrolase activity
Source: RefSeq, a predicted model, not a curated record